UAUAAUAUCCGGAGCACACCAUUGGAUCUGUUACUUCAGGACAAACUCUGUGUCAAUAACUACAGUCUGAGCCGAUAUUUCUGUUACAAUCUCUACAUUCCGGUCAUCAUAUUAUGGGCCCUAUUCCUGGGCCACUGGACCGAUGAGUACGGGAACGGGAGGAAAGCCAUAUUCAUCGUGGGCUCGUUCAUCCAGUGCUUGGAAGCGAUCAUCAGUCUCUUGAAUGUAGCACUUUUAGACUCGGAUGUCCGAUGGAUCACCAUCUCAUUCGUGCCGUACAUAGUGUCCGGGUCUAUGGUGUGGAGCAUAGCCUACGCCUAUGUGGCGGCCACUACACCGGCAAACAUGCGACCCAUACGGAUGAUGGCACUGGAGAUUAGCCUCGCUUUGAGUCAUUUAGUGUCGGACAGUGUGUACGGAAGGGUAGCAUUUGACGACCCGAUGUGGACCACAAACCAGAUAUACAGCCAAUCAUUCAUACACGCCAUCAGCGCC
This is a messenger RNA of Oppiella nova, 495 nucleotides long. Lineage: Eukaryota; Metazoa; Arthropoda; Arachnida; Sarcoptiformes; Oppiidae. The record is from the annotation of a GenBank genome assembly.